AUGUCGCCGGUACCGGCGGUCCCGGCUUUACCGGCCGACGCGAGUCACGCGAGGAGUCCCUUCGGCACGGCGCCAAGCCCUCCUGCCCUGCCGAGAGUCAGGAUUAACGCCACCGUCAACGCCGGACUGCGCGUGCUGCUCCUGCUCACCGUCCUUCCGAGAGGCUGUCUCUGUGGAUACCACGAGAAGAGGCUGCUGAACAGUUUGCUGGCGAGCUACAACACUCUGGAGCGGCCGGUCGCCAACGAGAGCGAGCCCCUGGAAGUCAAGUUCGGCAUCACGCUCCAGCAGAUCAUCGACGUGGACGAGAAGAAUCAAAUACUCACCACCAACGCAUGGCUGAAGCUGGAGUGGACGGAUUACAACUUGCAGUGGAACGUCACCGAGUACGGUGGAGUGAAGGACCUCCGGAUAACUCCGAACAAGCUCUGGAAGCCGGACGUCCUCAUGUACAACAGUGCGGAUGAGGGUUUCGACGGGACGUACCAAACAAACGUGGUGGUCACGCAUAACGGCAGUUGCCUGUACGUCCCACCGGGCAUCUUCAAGAGCACAUGCAAGAUAGACAUCGCUUGGUUCCCCUUUGACGACCAACACUGUGACAUGAAGUUCGGAUCCUGGACCUACGACGGCAACCAGCUCGAUCUGAUUCUCAACUCGGAGGGGGGCGGCGACCUAUCCGACUUCAUCACGAACGGCGAGUGGUAUCUCAUCGGGAUGCCUGGCAAGAAGAACACCAUCAUGUAUCAGUGCUGCCCGGAGCCCUACGUGGACGUGACGUUCACGAUCCAGAUUCGCAGGCGCACCCUCUACUACUUCUUCAACCUGAUCGUCCCCUGCGUGCUGAUCUCCAGCAUGGCGCUGCUGGGCUUCACCCUGCCGCCCGACUCGGGGGAGAAGCUCACCCUAGGAGUGACCAUCUUGCUAUCGCUGACGGUGUUCCUGAAUCUCGUCGCCGAGACCCUGCCCCAGGUCUCCGACGCAAUACCCCUGUUAGGGACAUACUUCAACUGCAUCAUGGUCAUGGUGGCCAGUAGCGUGGUACUGACGGUCGUGGUGCUCAACUAUCAUCACAGAACGCCCGAGAAUCACAGGAUGCCGCAAUGGGCGAAAACUGUCCUCCUGCAAUGGCUGCCCUGGAUCCUGCGCAUGAAUCGCCCGGGGAAAAAGAUCAGCAGGAAGACCAUCCUGAUGAAUAAUCGCAUGAAAGAGCUGGAGCUCCAGGAGAGGAGUAGCAAGAGUCUGCUGGCCAACGUACUCGACAUCAACGAUGACUUCUGCCAUGGGAACAACGCCGCGAACCCUCCCACGGUGUACAACACGCGGUCAACCUUCGGUACACCACUCACGGCAAGGCCGUCGACCGUGGAAGAGACGUCGGCGUCGCUCCCCCUCAGCGGCACGCAAAGGGAACUGCACACGAUCCUGAAGGAAUUGCAGUUCAUCACGAAUCGCAUGAAGAAGGCCGACUCGGAGGCCGAGGUCAUCAGCGACUGGAAGUUCGCUGCCAUGGCAGUCGACAGGUUCUGCCUGUACGUCUUCUCGCUGUUCACGCUGAUCGCCACAGUAGCGGUCUUGCUGUCGGCGCCUCACGUUAUCGUCCAGUAG
Molecule: messenger RNA, 1608 nt
Organism: Orussus abietinus
Lineage: Eukaryota; Metazoa; Arthropoda; Insecta; Hymenoptera; Orussidae
Gene: nAChRalpha6
Product: neuronal acetylcholine receptor subunit alpha-7
Exons: 12
Coding region: 1-1608 (535 amino acids)
Biological process (GO): monoatomic ion transmembrane transport; chemical synaptic transmission; regulation of membrane potential
Cellular component (GO): postsynaptic membrane; synapse; neuron projection
Molecular function (GO): acetylcholine-gated monoatomic cation-selective channel activity; transmembrane signaling receptor activity
Source: RefSeq, a predicted model, not a curated record